Phyllostomus discolor (pale spear-nosed bat) is the source of this 8508-nucleotide messenger RNA. Its product is annotated as CD302 antigen. Gene Ontology annotation, molecular function: signaling receptor activity. The record is from RefSeq and is a predicted model, not a curated record. Bases 89 to 5698 code for a protein of 1869 amino acids. The transcript is spliced from 39 exons. Lineage: Eukaryota; Metazoa; Chordata; Mammalia; Chiroptera; Phyllostomidae.
CGCGCUGGUGUGGCAGAUUGGGCGCACCGAGAGGGCUGCGUUCCGCUUGCGCCCGAGAACCAAGUUGGACCGCUGGGGCCGGCUCAGAAUGAGGACCCGCUGGGCGACCCCUCACCGCGCAGCGGCGCUCAUCGUGCUGCUCCUUCAGUGCUUCGAGCUGGUGGAGUCCACUGGCCACACAGGUAAUGAUCCGUUCACCAUCAUCAAUGAAAACACGGGCAAGUGCAUCAAGCCACUAAAUGACUGGAUAGUAGCAACGGAUUGUGACACAACCCCGGACAUGUUGUGGAAGUGGGUGUCCCAGCAUCGGCUCUUUCACUUGCAAUCCCAGAAGUGCCUAGGCCUAGAUAUUACCAAACCCAUGGAUUCCUUGAGAAUGUUCAGCUGUGACUCCAAUGCCAUGCUGUGGUGGAAAUGUGAGCGCCACUCUCUGUAUGGAGCUGCCCAGUCCAGGUUGGCUCUGAAGGAUGGACAUGCCAUAGCAAGUACAAAUUCAUCUGAUGUCUGGAAGAAAGGAGGCUCCAAGGAAAGCCUCUGUGACCAGCCUUACCACGAGAUAUAUACCAGAGAUGGGAACUCGUAUGGGAGACCUUGUGAAUUUCCAUUCUUAGUUGCUGGGACCUGGCACCACGAGUGUAUCACUGACAAAGAUCGCCAUGAGCCGUGGUGUGCAACCACCUUAAAUUACGAAUAUGACCUAAAGUGGGGCAUCUGCUUAAACCCAGAAAAUGGCUGUGAAAAUAAUUGGGAAAAGAAUGAGCAGACUGGGAUUUGCUACCAAUUUAAUACUCAAGCAGCUCUUUCUUGGAAAGAAGCUUAUGUUUCAUGUCAGAAUCAAGGAGCUGACUUACUGAGCCUCAGCAGUGCUGCUGAAGUAACAUAUCUUACAGAAAAAGAAGGUAUUGCAAGAAUUUUCUGGAUUGGCUUAAAUCAGCUGUACUCUUCUAAAGGCUGGGAAUGGUCAGACCACACACCAUUAAACUUUCUCAACUGGAGUCCAGAUAUGCCCAGUGCACCUGUAAUAGGUGGGUCCAGCUGCGCAGUCAUGGAUGCCACAUCUGGUCUGUGGCAGAGGUUUUCCUGUGAAGCUCAGCUGCCCUACGUCUGCAAGAAGUCAUUAAAUAACACAGUGGAGUUAACAGAUACUUGGACAUAUUCAGAUACCCGCUGUGAUGCAGACUGGCUGCCAAAUAAUGGGUUUUGCUAUUUGCUGGUAAAUGAAACUGAUUCCUGGGAUAUGGCACACAUGAAAUGUGAAGGCUUCAGCAGCCACCUCAUCAGCGUUCAUUCUUUAGCAGAUGUGGAAGUGGUUGUGACAAAACUCCAUAAUGGGGAUGCCAAAGAAGAAACAUGGACAGGUCUUAAGAACAUAAAUACACCAGCUCUCUUUCAGUGGUCAGAUGGUAGUGAAGUCACUCUAACAUACUGGGAUGAGAAUGAGCCAAAUGUUCCCUACAAUAAGACUCCCAACUGUGUUUCCUAUGCAGGACAGCUAGGUCAGUGGAAAGUCCAAUCAUGUGAAGAGAAACUGAAAUAUGUAUGUAAGAAAAAGGGAGAAAAUAUAAGUGAUACAAGAUCUGAUAAGAUGUGUCCUCCAGAUGAGGGCUGGAAGAGACAUGGAGAAACCUGUUACAAGAUUUACAAGGAUGAGGUCCCUUUUGGAACCAACUGCAAUCUGACUAUAACUAGCAGAUUUGAGCAAGAAUUCCUGAAUGAUAUGAUCAGAAAGUAUACCAAAUCUCCAGGAAAAUACUUCUGGACUGGUCUGAGAGAUGUGGAUUCACAAGGAGAGUAUAGUUGGGCAAGUGUCGGUGGAGUAAGGCGGUCUGUAACCUUUUCCAACUGGAAUUUUCUUCAGCCAGCAUCUCGAGGCGGGUGCGUAGCUAUGGCUACUGAAAAGUCUCUUGGGAAAUGGGAAGUAAAAGACUGCAAAAGCUUCAGAGCACUUUCAAUAUGCAAGAAAAUCACUGAGCCUGCUGAGCCUGAAAAAGCCACCCCCAAGCCUGAAGACCCCUGUCCCGAAGGCUGGUAUAAUUUCCCCUUGGGCCUUUCUUGCUAUAAGCUAUUUCAUAUAGAAAGAAUUGUAAGAAAGAGGAACUGGGAAGAAGCUGAGAGAUUCUGCCAAGCACUUGGAGGACACCUUGCUAGCUUCCAUCAUGUGAAUGAAAUAAAGGAAUUUCUUCACUUUUUAAUGGACCAGUUCAGUAGCGAACGCUGGCUGUGGAUAGGUUUGAAUAAAAGGAGCCCAGAUUUACAAGGAUCCUGGCAAUGGAGUGAUUAUACACCAGUGUCUACUAUUAUCAUGGAAAAUGAGUUUCUGCAGGAUUAUGAUAUCAGAGACUGUGCUGCCAUCAAGGUUACACAGAGGCUAUGGCGAAGAAGCUGGUAUUUCUAUAAUGACAGAGAAAUUAUUUAUUUAAGGCCUUUUGCUUGUGAUACAAAACUGGAAUGGGUGUGUGAGAUUCCAAAAGGUCGUACUCCAAAAACACCAGACUGGUACAAUCCAGAGCGUGCUGGAAUUCACGGACCUUCAGUCAUAAUAGAAGGGAGUGAAUAUUGGUUCGUUGCUGACCCUCACUUAAACUAUGAAGAAGCUGUCCUGUAUUGUGCUAGCAAUCACAGCACCCUGGCUACAUUAACAUCUUUUGCAGGACUAAAAGCCAUCAAAAACAAAAUAGCAAAUAUAUCUGGUGAAGAACAGAAAUGGUGGCUGAAAACUACUGAGCAGCCGAUGAUAGAUCGUCGCUCUAUAUUCUCACGACAUCCGUGGCAUCAUCACUUUCCUGUAAUGAAUGGAGAAGAAUGUGUAUAUCUAUCUGCCAAGACCUGGCUUAACGACUUAAAUAAACCAAUAGACUGUACUACCAAGUUGCCCUUCAUCUGUGAAAAAUAUAAUGUAUCUUCAUUGGAGAAAUAUAGUCCAGAUUCUGCAGCUAAAACACAAUGCUCUGGGGAUUGGCGUACUUUUCAGAAUAAGUGUUUUCUAAUGGUCAAACCCAAGUUUCUCACAUUUCUUGAAGCAAGUGAUACUUGUCACACCUACGGUGGCACCCUUCCUACAGUGUUGAGCCAGAGAGAACAAGAUUUCAUUAUAUCCUUGCUUCCGGACAUGGAAGAUGCUUUGUGGAUUGGUUUGCGCUGGACAGCCUAUGAAAGAAUAAACAAAUGGAUAGAUAACAGAGAGCUGACAUACAAUAACUUUCACCCAUUAUUGGUUGGUCGCAUGAUGAGAAUACCAAAAAAUGUGUUCGAUGACGAGUCCCGCUACCACUGCGCCCUGAUGCUCAACCACCGCAAGUCGCCUUUUGCUGGGACAUGGAAUUUCACUUCCUGCAGUGAACGCCACACUCUGUCUCUCUGUCAGAAAUACUCAGAAAUGGAAAGCAGCCAGACCCUACACAAUACUUCAGAAACUGUAAAGUAUCUAAAUAAUUUGUACAAAAUAAUCCUGAAGACUCUGUCUUGGCCCGAUGCUCUGAGGGAAUGUCAGAAAGAUCACAUGCACCUGGUGAGCAUCACAGACCCCUUCCAGCAGGCCUUCCUGACUGUGCAGGCGGUCCUUCGAAACUCUUCCUUGUGGAUUGGACUCUCCAGUCAAGACGAUGAACUCAACUUUGGUUGGUCAGAUGGAAAACAUCUUAAGUUUAGUCGCUGGGCUGAAAAUAAUGAGCAACUUGAGAACUGUGUGUUUUUGGACACUGAUGGAUUCUGGAAAACAUCUGAUUGUGAUGCUAAUCAACCGGGUGCAAUUUGCUACUAUCCAGGAAAUGAGACUGAAAGAGAGGUCAAACCAGUUAGCAGUGUUCACUGUCCAUCUCCUGUUUUAAAUACCCCAUGGAUACCAUUCCAGAACUAUUGCUACAACUUCAUGAUAGCAAAGAACAGAUUCAUGCCAGUAACACAAGACGAUGUUCAUUCUAGAUGCCAAAAACUGAAUCCAAAAUCACAUAUUCUGAGUAUUCGAGAUGAAAAAGAGAAUAAUUUCGUUCUUGAGCAACUUCUGAACCUUAAUUAUAUGGCAUCAUGGGUAAUGUUAGGUGUGAUUUAUGAAAAUAAUUCUCUUAUGUGGUCUGACAAGACCAUGCUGUCAUAUACGCACUGGAGAGCAGGAAGACCAGCUGUAAAAAAUGGCCAGUUUUUUGCUGGCUUAAGUACUGAUGGCUUCUGGGAUAUUCAGGCCUUUAAUACUGUUGACGAAAUACUUUACUUUCAUCAGCACAGCAUUCUUGCUUGUAAGAUUGAAAUGGUUGACUACCAGGAAGAAUAUAAUACUACCCUGCCACAGUUUAUUCCAUAUGAAGAUGGUAUUUACAGUGUUAUUCAAAAAACAGUAACAUGGUAUGAAGCAAUAAACCUGUGCUCUCAAAGCGGAGGGUAUUUGGCAAGUGUUCACAACCAAAAUGGUCAGCUCUUCCUGGAAGAUAUCGUGAAGCGGGAUGGAUUUCCGUUGUGGGUCGGGCUCUCAAGUCAUGAUGGAACGGAAUCAGAUUUUGAGUGGUCUGACGGCAGUGCAUUUGACUACAUACCAUGGAAAGACAAGCAAUCUGCUGGGAAUUGUGUUCUCUUGGAUCCGAAAGGAAUUUGGAAACAUGAAAAAUGUAAUUCUUUUAAGGAUGGCGCUAUUUGCUACAAGCCUACAAAAUCUAAAGAGGCAUCCUCUCAAACAUACUCCUCGAGAUGCCCAAAAGCCAACGGGUCGCAGUGGGUCCAGUACAAGGGCCACUGCUACGCAUCUGACCAGGCAUUGCACAGUUUCUCGGAAGCCAAGCAGUUUUGUUCAGCACUUGAUCAUUCUGCAGCUAUUGUUACCAUAAAGGAUGAAGAUGAGAAUAAAUUUGUGAGCAGACUGAUGAGGGAAAAUAAUAAUAUUACCAUGAGAGUUUGGCUUGGAUUAUCUCAGCAUCCUUCCGGUCAAUCUUGGAAUUGGUUAGAUGGAUCAAAAGUGACAUUUGCUAAAUGGGAAAAUAAGCAUAAAAGCAAUGGUGGAAAAUGUAGCAUUUUGUUGGCUUCAAAUGAAACUUGGAUACAAGUUGAAUGUUCACGUGGCUAUGGAAGAGUUGUCUGCAAAGUUCCUCUGGACUGUCCUUCAUCCUCCUGGGUUCAGUUCCAAGACAGCUGUUACACUUUUCUUCAAGGAAAUAUCAAAGUAGAAAGCCUAGAGGAUGUCAGAAAUCAGUGCACUGACCAUGGAGCAGAUAUGAUCAGCAUACACAAUGAAGAAGAAAAUGCUUUCAUACUGGAUACAUUGAAAAAGCAAUGGAAAGGCCCAGAUGAUAUCCUACUAGGCAUGUUUUAUGAUACAGAUGAUGCGAGUUUCAAGUGGUUUGAUAAUUCAAAUAUGACAUUUCAUAAGUGGACAGACCAAGAUGAUGAUGAGGAUCUAGUUGACACCUGUGCCUUUUUGCACACCACGACUGGUGAAUGGAAAAAAGGAAAUUGUGAAGUUACUUCUGUGCAAGGAACCCUUUGUAAAGCAGCCAUUCCAUAUGAAAAGAAAUAUUUAUCAGAUAACCACAUUUUAAUAUCAGCGUUGGUGAUUGCUAGCACAGCAAUUCUGACAGUUUUGGGAGCAACUGUGUGGUUCCUGUACAAAAGAAAUUUGAAUUCUGGUUUCACCACAGUUUUUUCAACUGCACCCCAAUCACCUUAUAACGAUGACUGUGUUUUGGUAGUGGCAGAAGAAAAUGAGUGUGUUUAAUUUGAAUGAAAUUUUGCAUAUUCCAGAUGAAGACAUCAAACACACGGACAGUGAUUCAUGUUCAAGAUUUUAAUAUAAAACUUGACAAUGAGUUUUUAUUGUAUAUAUCCUUAUUUCAGUAACAUUCCUCAUCUGAUUUGGAAAUGAUCUCAGAUGUUAGUGGUUUUAACCACUUUCCCAAAUGUUACUUUUCACUUGAAUGAAAGCUUAAAGCCCACACAGAAAAAAAAACAAAAACAAAAACAAAACCCCCCCACUCUACUUGUCUUACCUGCUCUAUCUCCCCUAUCCUCUCACUUAGUUGAAACUUACAGUUGGGGGAAAGAAAUUCUACCUACCACUACAGUUUUACUCAUCACUAGGCUUGCCCUUUUAUUAAUAAACAUGACAUGGGAAAUAAACCUUUUAAAUAGAUACUAUGUAUUUAGAUAUAUGAGUGCAAACUUGUUACUCUGGCAUGUAAUUCCUCUAAUGCUUUUCAUCUUUAUGAUUAAGAUUUAGAAAGUUUUAGAGAUUUUUAACACCCUAAAUUCCACAUAAAUUACAUUUUAUAAUUUCAUUACUUUUAGAACACCAUUUUGAACAACAAACAGUAUUUAGCACUGAUCAAAAAUGGUUAGAAUUUUAAUAAAAUUUUAUGCCCUUUGAAAGAACAAUUACAGUCAUACCAGGAAAGUAGUGGGAGGCUGGUAGUAAAAAUAACACUUGUAUCCUAAAACCUCUAAGGAUUUUUCUACUAUCACCACACCUGUUACUCUGGUAAAGCUGUCUCAUACUCCCCCAGCACUGAUGAACCAUAUCAUUCAAUGACAUAAAAACUAAGCAAAAAAUGCACAAAAACAAUAUAUACUACUAUAGUGAUGAUGCUUCAGGUUUCAGCACACUUAAUGUACAAUUUAAGAGAAGGCUGAAAAUAAUCUUUCAGGGGCAAAAAAUAAAAAUGGGGAAAAGCUGAAAACAGAAGUUGCUUUUCUAAGUAUUCUUUACAACUAAAAAAACUAUUACCAAUUAUGCUCUAUUUAGAAACUCGAAGCUCAAUUAAGUAUCCUGUCUCCCUAAUCAACUGCAUUAACUUAUGGAGAAUACUUUUCUUACAUGAUCUCUGUUUGACCAAAGGCAACAAAAUCACAGUUUCCCUUGGCCUCACCACAAAUCAAAAACACCCCUGAUCACAAUUAAUAGCACUGUUGUUAAUGAGAUAUGAGUAACUAUAGCAAUGACAGAUGGACUAUACAAAGUGGCUAUAUGGUAUUAAAAAAAUGUUACAGCAGCUCCAUUAUACAAUUAUGCUCUGUAAGAGCUUUAAGUUUGUAAGACUUUUCAUAGUGAUUUAGAAGAAGUCUACUUUGUUAUUAGUAAGCUACUAAGUGGUACUAAUAGUAGUGAACAUUAGAAUUCCUUCUUAGUCUCCUAUUCAAAUUCUUACCUCUUUCUCAAAACUUUCUUACUGUCACAAAUCUCUACCAUCUAAUAUGGUAGCCAGUAGCCAUAUGUGGCUAUUUAAAUUAAAAUUAAAUGUAACUUAAAAGUUCAGUUCCUCAACUGUGCUAGCCAAAUUUCAAGUGCUCAAAUCACAUAAGCAGUUAAUAGCUACCAUACUGAACAAUGCAAAUUACAUAUUUCCAUUUUUGCUGGUCAGUGCUGCUAUCGACUCACUCCCCUUCUAUUCAGCUCCCAUAUAACUAAUUUUCUUCUGUUUGAUAACUUCUGCCUAAUGGCUGCUCUUGCAAAGUGGCUGUUUUAAAGUGAUUUAUCCCCCAUGUUCAAUUUCAUUUUUUAAACAAGUUCUCAGAGGACCCUGGUAAUGAAAUACUAAAUCUUAAUUUUCUUUGUAUGUUGGGUUGGCCAAAAGGUUUUUCUUCCUAUAGGAUGGCCUAUUAGUGCAAGUUGUCUUUAACUUCGUUUGAAACAAUUUUGUUAGAUUGUAUUGUGACAACUGUCAUAUCAGCAUUAAAAAACACAUCAAAGAAUUUUUGUAUAGCCAUUUUAACACGGAAGAUGGAAGAAGGCAACAUUCACAGCAUAUUAUGCUUUAUUUCAAGAAAGGUAAAAACACAACUGAAUAGCAAAGAAAAAAAAAUUGUGCAGUGUAUGGUGAAAGUCCUCUGACUGACUUAAUGUAUCAAAAGUGGUUUGCAAAGUUUGUGCUGGAGAUUUCUCACUGAACAAUGUUCCACCAUCAGGCAGACCAGUUGAAGUUGAUAGAGAUCAAAUUAAGACAUUGAGAAUAUUUAACAUACCACGGUGGAGGAUAGCUGACAUACUCAGAAUAUCCAAAUCAGUAGUUACUGGUGAAAAUGAAAAGUGUGUCUUUUAUUUUAUAGAAAAAACUAAACAGACUUUUUGGCCAACCCAGUAUCAGGACACUUGUAAAUAGGGCCUUGUAUGAAUUUGGUGGUCAACAGAUAACAAAUUACACAUGGUUGCUUGCCUAUAUUCAGAAUGUAUAAAUUGCAUUUUUCAACCUCUUUGUUCUAGCUAAUAAUGACAAUAUAAAUUAUGUUUGGCAUUUAUCUAAAGAACUAUUACUUUUCCUAGGAUUUUGCAGUCUUCAUAGUGAAUAAUGUAUGGUCCUCUAUUUUUGUUCAGAGUUUAAAAGUGAUAACCAAAGUAAAGACUUUUUUUCUUAUUCCAAUUCCUUUAAUUCACAUUUACAGGAUUCAGAAGCUAUACACUAUUAAAUAUGUAGUACUAAGAAAUUAUAAGAAUACUACUAUUAAGCUCAAGUCACUGUCUCUGUCACUUAAUAUUUAAUAUUAAAAAUAUAAACAUUUUAUGUGGACCAAUGGAAUGAUUUUUACCAUUAAUUU